UCUACUCCCCCUGUUUCCACCCAUGUUUCUGACCGCUGGCAGCACAUUUCCUCUCUCUUCAGCCUCAUCUAGCCAUGUUUGGUUCUGAGAUGGGGUCAUGAGGUAAUUAUGCAAGAUACAUGUUGCCAUUACCACGGCAUCCGCAUUUUCUGGCUUCAUAUUCAGUCUUGUGUGGAGUACUCUCCAUCUUGCUGAAAGAAUCCCAAAAGCACACUCAACUACCAUCCUGGCUCGAGAUAGCCUAUAAUUGAAAAUGCGCCUCCAUCUUGGAAUGUUGCUCCCUGGAAAUGGACGCAUCAUGUAGGUCUUCAAGGGGAAUGCUGCAUCUGCAACCAUGGUAUACGGCAUGGGACCAUGAACACCAGAUCCUGGUAAAGGGUUAUCUGCUGGCACAGACAAAUCUUUUGCCUCCAUGCCUCUUCCGAGGAUUGAGUUUUGAAAAACCCCACCAUCACUGGCUCGGCCAAAGUCUCCAACUUGAAUGAAUGUAAAUUUGUAGUCGGCAUCUACUAAAGCGAGCAGAACAAUAGAGAAUGUCUUCUUGUAGUUAAAGAACAUACUCCCUGAAUGUGCAGGUGCCACUAUGUUUACAUGUUUGCCAUCGAUGGCACCGAUGCAGUUUGGAAAGUUCCAUUUAGACCAAAAUUUCCCAGCGAUGACUUUCCACAUGUCUUCUGUUGGCUUUGGAAACUGCAUUGCCAACAUUUGGCUCUCAAUUGUUCUGCAAGUUGUAUGCACACUCCCAGAAACAGUGCUUGUCCCAAGACGAUAUUGUAGGGCAAGGCUUGAGAAGCUUUCCCCAGUCCCUAGGAAUCUGACAAAAACAAAAAGACAAACAGAAAAAAAAAAGUACACCGUUAUUAAAAUGCAUGUUUUUUCCCCCACAGUAAAUGAGUGUAAAAGGAGGUGGAAGGUGUUAAGGGAUGCCUUUGCAAGAAACAGGAAGCAAAAAAAUCUUCCUAGUGGCUCUGCUGGUGGAAGCAGCAGAGAAUGGAAAUAUGAACAAGUGAUGUCCUUUCUGCUUCCCCAUAUGCAGGCCAGAAGUUCCAGGCACACUUUGCAGUUGGAAGAUGUACCGGUAGACAUGAGUAUUGCAGAAGAUGAUGUGGAGCUAGAAUUAGCAGAACUAUCAAGGCCAAGUUCUCCAGUGCCACCUCAACAGAGAUCUGCAAACCCAACACCCUCUACAAUUUUAAGAUCUGACACAUCCACACCACCACCGGCCAGUCAGAGGUCAAACACUCCCACACCCCAUCCCAGAGUGCAAGCUCUAAUUAGUGAGACUCAGACAACAAGACAGAAGAAGAGAAGGUCAAAUGAUCCAACGGCAACAGAGCAACAGCUUUUGGAAAUUUUAACACAACCAACUACAACACCUGCACCAUAUAUUCCAAAAAAAGGAGACGAAAUGUACUAUUUCGCUCUCAGCUUAGUACCUAAACUUGCACGACUAUGUCCCCGGAACCAGACGAAGGCACAGGUUUAUAUACUGACUUACCUGUCAGAUCUAGAAGAAGAAGAACAAAACAUGCAGCAAAGUCACACUACAACCCAACCAUUCACAAGCAGUCAGCAACCACACAGUUCGGGAUUUCAUCAGUACCAUCCAACCCUCCCUUGCCAUCAAAGCCACACUCAGCAACUGCACACACAUCACCUAGCCCAAUCAACACCUUCUUCUACAAGGUCUGGCCAACAACAUAGUUCAUCUAUGGAAGACCCUUCUUCGCCAGUAUAUCAUCAUUUUUAACACAUUUACUUUGCUUUCCAAAAUUUCAGUCUGUGUCAGAGCAGUUUUUCAGUUUCACUACUUUGUUGUAAACCUAAUAUUUGUGACUGUAAUGUAACACAUUGUAAUUGCUUGAUACUAAUAAGACUGUGUUUAUAGUUCCUUGUAUUG
This is a messenger RNA of Onychostoma macrolepis, 1900 nucleotides long. RefSeq lists its product as uncharacterized. The record is from RefSeq and is a predicted model, not a curated record. Gene Ontology annotation, cellular component: transcription regulator complex; nucleus. NCBI's taxonomy places the organism in Eukaryota, Metazoa, Chordata, Actinopteri, Cypriniformes, Cyprinidae. The coding region runs from base 584 to 1750 and encodes 388 amino acids. Gene Ontology annotation, molecular function: DNA binding. The transcript has 2 exons. Gene Ontology annotation, biological process: regulation of transcription by RNA polymerase II.